Molecule: messenger RNA, 1500 nt
Organism: Effrenium voratum
Lineage: Eukaryota; Dinophyceae; Suessiales; Symbiodiniaceae
Source: the annotation of a GenBank genome assembly
AUGUCCAAGAUUCAGCAGCAGAUAUCGGAGUCGCUUGUAGCCACGCGCGGAGCAAGCUUGCAAACGGAGGUGUUCAGAAGGGCGCAUUCAGGACUUGCAGAGGGCAUGCUUGUGAAGGUAGAAGAUGUCAACAAGGAGCAGUUUGCAGAGGUGCUGGAGCUUAGCAAUGGGACGGAGCCACCUGCAAAAGUUCGCUUCCUGAACGCGACGAAGGCGGAUUCCUGGCUUUGCUUGAAGUCCUUAGCGAUUCCAGACUAUGCGGCAGUCCAAGUGGGACUACAAGUCAACGUGAACUACGGUGGCAUUUGGAUGCUUGGUAGCGUGAUCGCAAUCAAUCAUGCCUUCACCAGAUCACCGGUGCAAGUGAAGGUCCACGGCUUGCCGCCGGGCGCCACAAAGUGGGUGGGGGCUGAUGAGUUGCGCUCCAAAGCCAUCAAAUUUCUCCCAGCAAACCUUGCGGACGGGACUGAGAAUGGACCUGCGGGAAGUGGCAAGAGGAAUGUAUCAGUCUGCUGCAGGUGGCUUGCCGGGACGUGCCUUAGAGCAGAAUCCCAUUCAAUGUUCAACAACUUGUAUUUGCACGAGGAUGUCCCAGGUAUUCCUUGCGCCCUUGGACAUGAAUGCAAGUUCCGCCACUUUGAGACUAGAGGGUUGCCGAGUCAUCCAGGAAGUGCAGAAGCCUCUUCGGUUGGUGCCAGCUGCCAGAAUGUCGAGGCACCCAGAGCAAAGAAUCCUGGGCCGGGCGAAGCACGUUGGAAACCGGUGGCCCUCGCCAGCAACCUGGGCCGAGCCCAAGGCCGAGCAGGCCCGCGCGCGACUGCAGAUGCACCUGGAUUGUCAGACUUGAGCGCUUCCUCCCAGCUUCCCUGGACUUCUUUGGACGCCGAUCCGGAGGGCCUGGAGCACGGCCUCCAGGCCGCCAUCGACGCACUGGAGGCCCUGCUGCAGGUUUCGGCGGCGGCUCCGGAGGAGUUGGCCAAGCUGCAGCAGGCCGCGAGAUCCCAGUUGGUGCGGCCCAUCCUGGAAGCGCACUCCUGGACAGGCAGUCAGUUCGCCAGCGAUGCCGAUUUGCACGCGGUCCUGGCCCAGUUGAAAGUUGCCAAGGCGGAGGUGGACGAUGAUGUGACCAGCUGCAGCGACCAAAGCGAACACGAGGAGAGCGACUUCGAGGAGAACCUCUCCACUUGCGCUGAAUCUGCUGGCUUGGAGACGCUGGAGAGGCGCCUUGCAGCGCAGCAGGAGGAGUUUCGGGAGAUCACCGGGGUGCUGGUCUUCGGAACGUUUAGGUGCGUGUCCGGUGACAAGCAGCACAGCAACAGUGGGGAGGUGCUGGUGGAGCGUGGGCCGAGGCUCUUGCUGGGGCGCCGGGUGCGGGUCAUCGGCAGCUGCAGGGCCGCGGCCUUCGACCAGGACCAGGUCUACCUGCGGCUCUUGAUGGCCCGGACCCUCAAGCUCCAGCUGGGCCGAGGGUUUCGGGGACCGGUUGAGAAUGGGAUCUGA